Messenger RNA from Portunus trituberculatus (swimming crab), 7323 nucleotides. RefSeq lists its product as uncharacterized. Bases 638 to 2998 code for a protein of 786 amino acids. NCBI's taxonomy places the organism in Eukaryota, Metazoa, Arthropoda, Malacostraca, Decapoda, Portunidae. Gene Ontology annotation, cellular component: nucleus. Gene Ontology annotation, biological process: cell differentiation; regulation of transcription by RNA polymerase II. Gene Ontology annotation, molecular function: sequence-specific DNA binding; DNA-binding transcription factor activity, RNA polymerase II-specific. The record is from RefSeq and is a predicted model, not a curated record. The transcript is spliced from 5 exons.
CUGGGAGCGUGAGGCCGCGGUGGAGCACGCUCGGACAGGGCGCCACAUGCUGCCGCCCGUCCAGAGUCCUGCAGCUGACAGGGCGCCACCGCAUUGCUCCUCGCGACCCUCUCGGUUACGCUCCCCCAGACUUGUGUUCCAGUGAACAGUGUGUGUGGUGACGCCGCGCCGCGAGUGAUGAGUGUAGUGACAGUGACCAAGCUUUUUAAUGAGUCAGUGUGUCCAGUGCUGUGGUGGCGAAAAUCGAGCGCAUACAUACACACAAGGAAAAAUUUUCGUCUUGCGCAAAUGCAAAAAAUUGUAGUGAAAAGUGGUGUGUAUGUUUCACGCAACGCUCCAGGAGUAUUAAUGGCCCUCGCGCCGCCGCCACGUGCUGUGCCGAACCACGCCUCCCAUGGAUAGAGUGAGACCAUAAGUACAGAGUGCACAGCAGGUGAGAGGAGCGGCGCCGGCGAGCGUGUGGGCCUUUGCGUGGUCUGUCUCCCUCUGCUGCCUGCGUCCUCGCUGACUAAGCCGUGAGUCAGGUCCGUCUUGCUCACAAACGCGCGUAGGCGGGGAGCUGCACGUGCUAGAGGGAACCUGCCCGACCCGCGCCGCACAACGCUGUACCCGGGACCAGGUGUGACCAGCAGGCAGGAUGACCGUCGCUGUGGCCGCGUCAUUUCACGACCUGCCGCUGUCCCUCGCCCUGCUGCUCGGCAUGGAUGACGUCCCAGACGCCCCGAUGCGUCACCCUCCGCCUCCCCCUUAUACUCCCCGGACUACAACGCCCACUACCACCCACGGGCCACAAAUCCUACAUACCCUUACCACCCCCACGCACUCCCCAAGGACGACAGGUGACCCACUCACUCAACAAACUCUACCAAAAACAACGUUCGACACCUUCAUGCCUCACCAUCAAGCCUCGACCUCUUUUGAGAGUUACACUGCGGUCAGCGGCCCUGCAGGUUCCUCCUGGGGAGGAGUGUCCCCUGAGUCUGCUAUCACGCCUUCACUGAGUUUUUAUGGGUCACCUGCCCUCUCCAGCCCUUCCCCUCGUCCGACUCCAACGCCAGAGGGCACAACAUACUCACAUCACACGGAGAGGACUUCACAUAGAGUCAGCGUUACCGUGACCGACUUAACAUCGGUCACCCCACAAAACAUUCAGGCACAGAGUGAUUACACGGGCACCUUCACUGAAUCUGGAUACACCGCGGCGCCAAGUCCAGGCCCGAGCUACACCUCGCUGGCCCAGCUAGUGAGCGAGGACCUACCUGGCUCCUCCGACUGGUCCAGCAUCAGCGGCGCCACUGUGGGUCUGGAAGGAUGGGGAGUGGACCCACUUCCGCCCGCCUGGCCCUCCCCUGUCACUACUGUCACCGCACCCAGUGACCCUGCACCAACGUGGGUGUGGCCCACCCAACCCACGGGGUCUGAAAAUCCCUGGCACCUUCAGCCACCUCCAGUGUGUUCCCCGACCCGCGAAUAUGCUGCACUAAGCCCUGCCAGCAGGGAAGUUUCCCAGGGGUUCUUCCGCGGGAAUGGCGCACCCCAUGGCCGCCGCUCCGCCUCCCGCUCGCCUCUCAGCCCGACAGGCGCUGCGUCAACCCCCUCGCCCCGAGGGGACCUCCCGCCCCGCUCCCCGCUCGCACUACCAGGCUCACCACACGACACGCGCUCAGCAGACCGGCGUCGCUGGAGAAGACGACAGCAGCAGCAACAGCAUCAAAAAUCUCAGCAGAAGGGUGAAGGGAAGGAGGGAGUUUGGUGGGGGUGUGGUAGCGGGUGGCGGCGGUGGUCGGGGCAGCCCCGCCGCUCACACAGUCUGGUCCCCAUGGAGAGUGCGGGAGGAGCGCGGCCGGUGGAGAGUGGAGGCCCCAGCCCCUUGAGAGGCAGUUCCCCCGGUGACCACACCCCACACGCCCCGGAACAACACACGUCACUUGACGAAGGUCAAGACGACGACGAGGACGACGACACAGAGGAGAGUCGAGUCUGCGUCCCGCCAGACCCGCGUGUGUGGGUUUCGGAGGACAUAUCCACGUGGCUCAGAUGGAUAGUGAAGGAGUUCAAUCUGAGAAAGGAGGUGGAUCGGAAGGUGCUGCCAGACACAGGCUGUGAACUUUGUCGUCUGUCACGGCGUCGGCUACAACGGCUAGUGGGGCGUCGUGUGGGGCGGGUCUUGGCGGAGCACCUGGACAUCUGCCUACAGCGGUUCGGCGCCAAACACCCAACGUCACCUGAUCCCAACGCUGACCCCUCCACCACCUUGCCCUCAGACGAGUCUUCCGAGGAGGAGGACGACGAUGAUGACGAUGUGGAUCCCUACGAGCUGCUGGGUCCUCGGUCCUCGCGAUUGGCAGCGCAAGGGUCAGGCCAGAUCCAACUUUGGCAGUUCCUUCUGGAGCUGCUCUCAGACCCCGCCAAUGCCGCCGUCAUCACCUGGGAGGGCACCGCUGGGGAGUUCAAGAUUCUCGAUCCAGACGAGGUGGCACGCCGCUGGGGUGAGAGGAAGUCCAAACCCAACAUGAACUACGACAAGCUUUCCCGCGCCCUUCGGUAUUACUACGACAAGAACAUCAUGACCAAGGUGCACGGCAAGCGCUACGCCUAUAAAUUCGACUUCCGUGGGCUGGAUCAAGUGCGGCAACAGCAGACGGCUGAGGCACAGCGCUAUCCCGCCGACCUGAGCUUCCUCACCGGGUACUCUCAGCUGUUGGGGAGUACCUCUCCCCUUGCUGCGGGGCCCCUGGCACCACCCUCCCCGCAUCCACCACCUCCACUACUCUCUCCACCCCCUUACUGGGCCGCUGUAUCUUCGGCGGCUGCCCUGGCCACCACCUCGCCCCUGGCCACCUCCUCCCCAUUAGCCACCUCGCCCCUGGCCACCUCGCCACCCCUGGGGCUACACGCCGCGCCCCUCACCUCGCCCCUCAGCUCUCCGCAGCCAGACACCCCUACCACUACAACUGCCGCCGCCCAAAGGACGCUGCCCCACUACCCGUACUCAUGAACCCUGCACAGGGAGUGGGACAAGCCUGCCCCCAUCCGCCACAAGCGGGACCUGCUGGAUUACUUGAUGCUGCUGCGUCUACUUACACCCCCAGAGCCUCCCAGAUCCUGGCCUCCAGCUGCAGGCUCCUCUGGCAGGCAAGGGAGUCACCUCGGGGCGUCCUGGGCAACCUCCCAACAACGGUGAGGCCGCGGCACUCCUCGGGGCCUCUGUCCCCUGUUCCCAUCGACUUCGUGGAACCGCGGGGCCGCACCGAGCGAGAUACUCAAAUUAAUCUUUCUCGUCGAUAAGACUCACAAAUGUUCCUGAAAGCCACACCAAGGGUACAGACAGCUGCCACGGCACAGAUAGGCGCAACAAUACAUAAGGCCGUGGCAGCAAACAAACACUAAACACAGGCGUCAGUCAAGUAAUUUACAAAACACCAUGUCCCUUAGUUAAGAAUGCCAGCAGGCGCCAAAACACACAUUCACAUUGGUACCAAACCAUACGUAAAGUGCAGUACAAGGAAAGGUCACAAAAGACUUCCAUAUUCCAUAACCUAUUCAACUUGAUCUCCUCUUCCAACCAAACACUUCCUGUUCUAAAGCUCCACGUGCCAAACAAACCACUCUCCCCUCCUUAUCCUCUUCCCCUCUACGAAAGAUCAGUCAAUAAAAGUGAUAACGGAUUCACAUCCCAUUAUAAUACUCAAAAUCUUAACUCACCACACUUUCGCACCACCCUGACUCUUCACUCUGCAACGCUGUGGACAAGGUUAGGCACCACUUUCUCUAUUAUCGCCUCAGCACCGAGUCCCACACCACCCCAGUGGCACUACUUAUGAGGGCCUACAGAGCCUCGGGGCGUGGCUGAGGCAGAGGAAUCUUUUCAGAUGUUAACGAAAAGUACCUGUGCAACGUCAUGUAGUUUGGUUUGGGGAUCAGUAUUCGUUUUACGAGUGUUGCAAUUGUAUCAUUAAGUUCUAAUACUCCUUCCCCGUAAUAUGUACGAGAAUUCUGUUGUCUUACGUACAAGUCCCCCUUUUGUGUGUGCGUGUAUGUAGUUUCUCUUAAUGUCCUUUUUUGUAUAGUAAAAUGUCUUCAACCUGAGCUUGCACCUGAAUACCAACAGAGUUUUGAGCCAGUAUAGCUGAUCAACUCUUAAAUAAAUGAGUAGUACUAAUUAGGAGGUAGGAAUGUCUACUAGAUGUGUGUGGUGAAGUUUAUAUUAUGCCUCGUAUGUUUUCUUAAUUAAUAACAAUUUCUUUGAAUUAAGAAAUCUUAUACACAUUUGAUCAUAUAAUUGCUCAACUACUUAUAAUCACCAAGGACGGGCCGGUAGUAUCGCAUUAAAGCCACUCACACAUUCUCUUAGAAUUACUGUCAGUCUUCAGGUGCACGCUUCUGUUGAACACACCUUAACAUACAAUGGAUCCAAACAACAUAUACUUCCCAUUAGUUAAGUACAGCGUCCCCUCCCUCGCUUCGCCCCAGCCCAGUCCCACUUUUAAGCAAGUCCUCCACAUAUCAAGCCUAACAUUCCCUCAGCCAGUGCCCAGAUGGCUAGCACAGUGAUCAAGCCGGUUCAUGAUUGGUGCAAUGUUCCUCCAGUCAGGACAGAACAUUCAUUCCUCAUUGUAUUACUACUAGCAUUUAUUUACAUUAAGUGUUGUUAUGCAGUAUUAUUAUAUAGAUGACCUGUAGGUGUUCUGAUUAGGUAUAGUGGCUCGUUGCUGUCAUUAUCGCAGGUGUGUAAGGGUCGCCUGUCUGAUAACGCACCUGACCAUCGCUGACGGUGAGAAGCCUGAGUGAUAGAUAGAAAGAUAGUACGGAAGGAAUGUUUUAAGUAGUUUCGUUAUUAGGGAAAGGAAAGAUAAGUUACGAAAGUGAAAUUUUGUACGUUUCGAAAGACUGUGCUCAUAUCAUAGUUACAAAAAUCAUAAAAAAAAAAUGUCCCAGUGAAUCUAAGAUAAAAAAUAUAUAACACUUUUUGUAGUUUUGUUACGGUAAGAGAAAAUUCGUACUGUGUGUGUGAAAUAUGGUACGUUUUAAUAGUUUGUUUUCAGAUAAUUAUAAAAAUAUAUAGGGAGGAUGCCCGAGUGAUUGAAAGCAAAAAAUCAUUUUUCAGUACCUCGUUUCAUUAUUGAUAAGAAAAAUAACAGUGUGUAAAAUUAUACACCUCUGAAGACAAAAUAAUAUGUAGAAAGUGUCAGUGACAAAAAGAAAGAAAAGAUAAACGCAGGAGAGACGCAUUGUACGCAUCAACUCCUCCAAUUUUCACGAUUACGAUAAGGAAAAAAAGAAGCUCAUUCACAUCCACUGGUAACUAAAUCAAACACUAUGUAGACCGUAUUAAGAUGUUGGUCGAUAACUGUGUCCUAGAAAAAAAUAAAAGAAUCAGCUGACGGUCUACGGUACUCAAUAAGAUUUGCGCACAAAGAUGCAUAAACACGCGCCGCCGUUUCGCCGCAUGUGUCAUGUAAAUAUCAAUUCGCACUGCUUCCCACGCCCAUCUAACCUCCAUCUCUCCUCGGUUCUUCUUGUUGGGACACUUGAAAAACGAUCGCAAGUACACGACACAAAAUUUGAUACUGUCAUUUAGCGUUAAGUUGUCAUGUGUACGCAAUUACUUUGUUUAUAUCGAUUUCCCCAGCUUUGUAUCGCUUCAUUAUAUGUAUUGGGAAAUGCUUCUAGUACUAUAUGAUCUGGAUUUUCAGUCUUCUGAGGGUUAGUUCUCUUUUCAAGUUUUAUAAUGUGAAAGUUUGCCUACACGUAUGUCCUCUAUCAACAAUAAUCUUGUUAUUAAGCUUCUACCCUCGACUGGACUUUAGGACGUAGAGAAUAAGUUUCCAUUUUUGGUUGUCUGUAAGACGAAUAUCCCACCGAUUUAUUAAGUGCUCAUCGUGGUUACUUUUCCACGCCCGUCCUUCAUUUAGUUUGACUUAGUACAUUUUCAAGGACUGGUUAUUGCAAAUCAGUACAAGACUAUCCUUUAUGCCCUUCUCAUCCUCCCAUUCUUCGUCUACUUCUUUUCUUCUUUUUCUUCCACUUCCUCCUCCUUCUGUCUUAUAUUCUUAGGUACAGAUGUUCUACCACGCACCAAGCUGCUAAAUAGAACCGUGAACGCGAUGCCAUAUUAAAGAUAAAUUCAAUCAUUGCACCUGCUUUCCCAAAAAUACACCUUCUCUCUCUCUCUCUCUCUCUCUCUCUCUCUCUCUCUCUCUCUCCCAGUGCGCCCGCAUAACAUUAGGUCUCGCUUAGCUCAUUUCCGACAAUUAAGCGUACAAAUGUUGAUUUUCUGAUUUAGUGAAAAAAAAAUAGAAAAUCACACAAAAAUAACAAAUUGAACUCUAAACUCCUCACAAUGGGCAGACACACACACACACACACACACACACACACACACACACACACACACACACACACACACACACACACACACACACACACACACACACACACACACACACACACACACACACACAGACCAAUCACAAAAUUUCAUUAAUCAUGCGAAACAAAAGACAAUCCCAAGAAUUUUCCAAAAGGGGCAGGACACACCAUUACCUCCAGCCCCCUUCCCCUGUUCCCUUCGCCUCCCUCUGCCCCCUUUCUCUCUCGCUGAUCUCACGCGUCUCCACCACGGGAACGCGAGGCCGACCCAGAGGCUUGUAUUAGUUGUAGAAUAAAUGAUUAAUUUGUACGAAACUGUCACGACCAUUCCUGUUGUUCACCUCUCUCUCUCUCUCUCUCUCUCUCUCUCUCUCUCUCUCUCUCUCUCUCUCUCUCUCUCUCUCUCGACCCAUCUCCACUUUCUUCGUACACCAGAAAAAAAUGGAUCACUGGGUUGUCUGUGCAUGAAUUUUCCUCUUCUCUUUUAUACCAUCGUACUUUUUUUAUUUAUACUUAUAUAUUCCAUUCCCUUUUCAUUUUCUCCUUUACCCUACACUUUUUUUUCUUUCUUGUGACUCUCGUUCGUUUUCCAAAUUCAAGUAAACGAAGGAGAUGGCAUGCUCUCUCUCUCUCUCUCUCUCUCUCUCUCUCUCUCUCUCUCUCUCUCGUAGAUAGCCUGCCUGUUGAAGCUUUUUUCCAGUAGAUUGUAUAUAUUGUAGAGCUACAGUAGUGAAUACGAAUCUAGUAUGUCCUGCAGUGCUUUUAUGAUUAGUGUAUAUCUUAAUUAUAUAAGUUUAAGUCUCUCUCUCUCUCUCUCUCUCUCUCUCUCUCUCUCUCUCUCUCUCUCUCUCUCUCUCUCUCUGUACCUAACCUUCCCACAUUUCCGGCUUGUAUUGAGGAGCCUCCCGGCCUACUCACUCAUUCACCUCAAUAAAGUGCUAUCAAAUGUAA